Stereum hirsutum FP-91666 SS1 is the source of this 3296-nucleotide messenger RNA. RefSeq lists its product as uncharacterized. Gene Ontology annotation, molecular function: phosphatidate phosphatase activity. The record is from RefSeq and is a predicted model, not a curated record. The coding region runs from base 154 to 3039 and encodes 961 amino acids. The transcript is spliced from 4 exons. Lineage: Eukaryota; Fungi; Basidiomycota; Agaricomycetes; Russulales; Stereaceae. Gene Ontology annotation, cellular component: actin cortical patch.
AACCGAUGAGCGCUUCUCCGUUUCAACCAACUGAUAGCUUUGUUGAACACAUAUGAACGCUGUCCUCGCCAGUGCCAUCUUUCCUUAUAACCAUAUGCAUGCCGCGCUUGGACAAGUCUCACCGACUCCCAACUGAUAUCUGACGACGCUGACAUGGGCGAAGACCGUGACAUGCGACCACCCACCUGGCGUUCUCUGGCCUCUGCGGGCUCGUCUCGCAUCAAACAAUACAUCUCGAACCGCGACUUGAAGCGCAAGGAACUAAAGCCAGGCGACGCGGGCUAUGCCAACGGAGGUCCGAAGAAACAGAGCUGGACACAGUGGGCAGGUGAGAAGAUAGCAAAGAGAGCGGCCGGUGAAGAUGUUGGCGAAGAGGCUGUAGUAUUAUUUCCUGGAUGGGCUUCAAGAAGAUAUCACAGCGGGUUGUAUGACGGUCGGGAAGGCUCUCCGUACGACGUCGAGGUCUUCGUCUCUGGAUAUGCCGUCAAAUAUCGAGCGCCAGGGUUUCAGACACGUUCCCAGAAGACCCUCCUCAAAUUGGCCAAAACCUUCGCCGCACUCCCCAAACUCUCCGAUCACAGUGGCUCCACGACUCCUAAUGACAACUCCGACCCGGCCCUCCCUUCCUCGUCCUCCCACCUCUCCAAAUCCACCGAAGACCUCCUCGCCACAAUCGACCUCCCGCCCCGCCCCGACGAGAUCGACGAAGAAUCCGAAAUUCGAGCUCUUCGACACGCCCUUGCCGCAGCCUCCUCUCGUAACAACUCCAGCAACACACUUUCUUCUACCGGCAGCUCUUCGGCGCCUGGGACUCCAAAUGCUGGUUUCUCGAGUUUGCCUGGGUCGAAUUUGCUUGGAAAUACGGUGGCGAAUGAUUUGAGGAGGCUGCACGCGAAUUUGGAGGCGAGACUGCAUCCAUUUUGGGCUGGUGCAUUGGCCUCGAGGACGAUACGAAUCUCGCUACACCUUCAGGACCCUAUUCCCUCUACCAACACCUCAGAACCUCCGUCGUUCAAGUCGAAUAACCCCUAUCGCCAUUCUACUCCGUCUUCCGCAGCAUCAUCGGCAGAUUCUUACCAUCGCAGCUCCGGCUCUACGACGAGCUCAGGAGAACGCGCGCUGUACGAUAAACCACUCGCAGUACAGAAAACUGACACCGCACCGGAUGGAUCUUUCCAGUACAAAUUCGUCGUUCCGUGGGAGGAAGUAUGCACGCAUCCGAGGGGAGCUGAGGUCGCGUUUGGAGACCAUAGGCUGGAGCACGAGUUCUGCAUCAGAGCAGAAUUGUUCUCCACUCCGGAUCCAGAACUAUCUCCGCAAACACCAUCCCCUUCAUCCUCACAACCCCCACCCCAAUACCAGUAUCAACCACGGAUAUCACCUCCCUCGAGAUCGCCUGCGCAGGUCUCAACACCAGCACUAACCAGCACUCCCACACCUCGCUUCCACCCACCACCCGGUGACCCACCACUCCCACCACCACCUCCAAUCCCAGCCGCCACCGAAGCCCGUCAACUUCCCCGCAAACGUUCGAUCCCGUCCGGCCUCGCACCCACGCUCACCCCGGCUUUCGCACCCACGCUCGCGCAUUAUGGACCACCGCCUACUCGCACGGCCUCUGCUUCGGAGAAAGUUCCGUUGACGUAUUCGCCCGUCCGUGUGAUUUCGGAUAUUGACGAUACGGUGAAGUAUUCGAGUGUGACGAGUGGAGCGAGGGCGGUGUUUUAUAAUGUGUUUGUGAGGGAGUUGAAGGAGAAUGUUAUUCGGGGGAUGGGGGAUUGGUAUGGUGCGAUGUGGGACGCCGGUGUGAGGUUUCAUUAUGUCUCAAAUAGUCCCUUCGAGCUGUUGUCAGUGAUCAACGAGUUCUUCCAGCUAGCCAAGCUCCCCCCUGGUUCUAUCCGUCUACGCUCGUACGGAACUCGCAACCUCUUCUCCGGCAUUCUCUCCGCCCCCGCCACUCGCAAACGCGCCUCGGUCGUCGAAAUCCUGACCUCCUUCCCCCACUCUCGUUUCAUCCUCGUCGGUGACUCCGGCGAACAGGACCUCGAGCUGUACGCAUCGCUGGCGAAGGACAGACCGGACCAGAUUCUCGCGAUCUUCAUCAGGGAUGUAUACGCGAAUGAGGAUCCGUCGUUGACGCUCGAUGAUCCUACGGGGGAGAGAAUGCCGUAUGGUUUGGGCUCGGGCGUGAAGACGGGGAGCACAUUGACGCUGAAUAUGCCCAGGAGUAGGAAAGGCACUGCGAGCUCCGUCGCGUCCUCAUUCGGCGCUCCAGGGACUCCUGGCUCAGGUUUCGGUCACCUACCGAUCCAUCACGAAGAAGGCACGAUCAUGCCUGACGUUGUCAAUGGGAGUCGGCUUAGCGGAACGAUAGGGAGGAAGACGGCGAGACCGUCAGAGUCGUUACCCAAUUCACCGACCAGCGGGAGCUCCUUGUCCUCUACGUUGGGGGCGAUCGGGCUGGGCAGUCCGGGGAAGAAGGGGACGACGGGGAAGAUGACGCGUGCUUCGAGCAGUGAUUAUUUCUCGGCGAAAUAUCCGGCUGAGCCUUGGGAGUCUUCGAGUGAAAGUUCCGCGUCGACCGCGUCUUCUCCGGGAAUCGAGGAUGGUAGGAGGAAUGGGCAUGGACAGGUGCAUACGCCUACGCCGAGAGGACACGGACAAGGAUCCCGCAUCAUGGAGGAUCCGUUGAGCACUGAGCCGUUGACGAUGACGCCUAGUGCAUGGAACGGGAGCACACCACCUUCGCCCGCACUUUCAGCUCUCACGCUUGGUUCGACGGAAUCGGGAUACGGCCAAUCUACCUAUGGCGGUGCAGGACGGAAGGCAUAUUCGCAAAGGGCGAAGGAGAACUCGAUGAGCGAGGGCGAGAAGAAGAAGUAUAGUUUGCAGGAUAGGGUUUGGAAGGCCAGGAGGGAGGUGCCGCCGAACGUGGUUCUGAGGGUGUUCAGGGAACCGGAGGAGUGCGUGCCUGAGGCGGAGGAUGUGCUGAGGAAGGCGGGGGUGAGCAUCGAGGGGUUCACCAUGGGAGGGCAGUAAGGGCGUAAGUCCCCUAGGGCCGAGUGUGGGAGGUGCAGCUAGCUUUGUGGAUAGGGAUAUGCGGAUUGUGAGAGAGGGUUGGAUAUGGAUGGAUGUGGAUAUGGACUCACUUCAUACGGGUAAUGGGUCUGUAAUUGUCUGUUGUGCUAUGCGUUUGCCAUCGUCCGAUUAUUUCUAUUACUUUACCAUGUAUACUUACUGUACUUUUUCGUUCACCUUCUCCCGUCGUCAUGUGUCUAUAGAGAAAUAAACGCGCC